This is a messenger RNA of Planococcus citri (citrus mealybug), 8393 nucleotides long. RefSeq lists its product as uncharacterized. Lineage: Eukaryota; Metazoa; Arthropoda; Insecta; Hemiptera; Pseudococcidae. Bases 675 to 8138 code for a protein of 2487 amino acids. The record is from RefSeq and is a predicted model, not a curated record. The transcript is spliced from 4 exons. Gene Ontology annotation, molecular function: protein binding.
GUAUAGGAAGUUUUAUUGUGUUUGUGUUGCAAUACCAACAGUGAAGAGAAAAUUAAAUUCAAAGGCAUUCUUGGUGUUGAUGAAACGCGAUCUGAAGUGUUAGAAGUUUCAAUGUGUAAAUUAUUGCUUUUGUAUGAUGUAGCUAGAAGUUGUAAAGUGCUCAAAUAUUUUUUUAGUGGAUUAACCAAAGUUGGUUUCAACAUUAUCAUCGAUUGUUUUUUCAAUUUCAUGAAGCAAUAACCAAAUAUACUUUCAUACGUAUCAAGAGAAUACGUGCCAGUUUUUGGGAUAAAUCCAAUUGUCAACGUCCUCUUCCUAUGGAAUCACGUCGGUUUUCCGGAUUGUAUGCCUGUGUACCUGAAACUGCAUUUGUGAUUGUUCUAUGACAAAAUAUUCUGGUCCUUGGUAACUAGGUAUACGAGUUAAUCGAUUUUCAGGGAAAUCGGUAAUUGUUUCUUUUUAUUGCUGGCGCGUGGGAUGUGUGAUUCUUUCAAGCGAACACAUCGUGUUAUCAAAGUCAGAAACGUAUCGAUUCUUUUUCCGGCGUAUGUAUAUCGGAAUUCGGAUGCAGUCUUGGUAGAUGCCGAAAAAUAUUGAUGAAUUUUACUUUCCUUUUCGAAUGUUAUGAGAACAAUCCGAUCAUUUGGUAACCUGUUUUUAUUGUGAAAGGAGCCAUGUCGCAGUCUAAGCAACAAAGCAGUUUUUCCCAAGAAGCUGAGAAGUUUUUGUCGCAUUCGUAUUCAUCCGAAGACGAGUUCGUGGAAAAGUACAAGAAAUUUUACCAAGGAAACGCAAAAUCUAAACAACUUUAUCUCUUCGUAUUAAGUAAACUAGAAAAUUCGGUAGUAUCAGGUAACUUUGAUGAUUUAAAAAAAUAUGUCAAAGUAAUCAAUUUCGUCAGCGAUAUCGAAAAUCGAAAAACAUUAGAGACUUUGUACAAUGAUACGCAAAAUUCUAUUAAAACCACUAAUUUAGCGAUCCUAUCUUGCAAAUAUGGUAGACUAGAAAUACUGAAAUAUGUUCUCGGUGAUGGUAAAGUCUUGGAAAAUCUAUCUAUAAAUGUUGGUAAAAAUGUCAUUACACCUGGCGAUCGGGACGAAUCACAUCACGAUGCAUUUUAUUACGCUGUACUUUCUGGUAAUGUCGAGCUUCUUGAUUCGCUUAUCAAAAAUUGGCCCUGCGAUUAUUUUUCUACUCGUUCUGAAGAGCUAGAUGAGAUUCUUUCGAAAGUAUACGAGGAAUUAAAAUUAAAGAACGUGUCGUUGUCAGAGAAUAUGGAAGUUUUUGUCGAAAGUCAAUUGAUUAAUCUUCGUUUUUUCUCGAAUUCUUCUAAAAAAGAUCGUAUUAGUGAUAAAGUUAAAAUUUGUAAUAUCAUAGAUCGAGUUAAUUUAGUUCUAGAAAAAAUCGUUUUUUUGAAGUCGAAGUAUUCCGAUGUCGAGAAAUUAGAUGAAACUUUUUUAUUCGUCGCUAGGUUUAUUGCUCAAAAUAUUCACGCGCUCAAACGUCAAUUGAAAUUCACCUACGAUAGAUUACCUUGGGAAGAAAUCGAAUUUUGUUUAGUUUCUUUUAUUUCUUCUUACGUCAAUCAGCAAGAUAUUAAUUUCUUUUAUCGCGCCAUUUUGAGCAAGAGCAAAAUAAUUCGCUAUUUGGAGCAGUUCGCUGACAAACUCGAAGCUGAAAAAUCGAAUAUUGAAAAUGAACGCGUUAAUAAGCUAGCCGAUCUUCCGAAGCUGAAACGCGAUCAAAUUGUCACCGAUAUUAUUCGCAAUAGUCCCGAAUUUCAAGAUUUGUAUAACGAUUAUCAACGUAUCCGAGAUAUUCAUUCUUUGGAGAAAAUAAACGAGUAUUUAAACCUCGCUUUAUCAAUCGAUCCCGAAGAAAGACAAGGCCAAUUAGUUAUUAUUCGUGCUUUGCAAGUCAUCGGCGAGUAUUUAAAAAACACCUUGGAAUCUCCUAAACUAUCCUCCACUACAAGCGAGCUUCUACUUUUGUCGUUGCCCGAAAAUACCAGAAAAAUCGUCAUCGAUUUACGUAACUCGCUAUCUCAUGCUUAUUCGUUGCUUAGAAGAAGCCAAAUCGAAGAAAAUGCCGACGUCAGCUUUUUCACUGGUGUUCAGAAUGAUACGAAAAGAAUUUACGAUGUGAUUACCAAUAUUCUAUGCGAUAAAAAAAUCAAAAUGAUUCGCAAACUGAUGCAGGAUAUCGUCGAUAGUGAAAGUUUGCACGAGUUUGAAGAAAUCGCCGAAACAUUGAGCAUCUUCAAAAUGGAUAAAAUGAGCGAGAAUAGUUUCAAAUUGACCGAACACGAGAAAUUGGAAAAACUUGUCAACGAGAUGAGUAACGCCAUCUCUGACAAGACUUAUUACGAACAAAAUCUCUUUGUUCGAAUCAGAGAGAUAAUGAACGCUGCAAAAAACGAGUCGCGAGACUCCAUAACUGAUUUCAACUUUAAAUUCUCUAUGUUGACUGGUCUUCUGAGUUCUUUUCGGAUAGUGGUUGGUCAUAGUCUCGAUAGCAAUCAUGUUAGGAUACAAAAAUACGUGAUUAAAACAGCAUUGCAGAAUUUUUUUCCCGAAGAAACGUCAUCAACCAGUCUGAAAGAAAUCGUCGAAUUAGCUAUGCCUAUUUUUCAUAGCGCCGAAUCGAGACUACAUGGUGGUAAUCUACAACGAUUAAUGAAAUCCACCUUUGAAAUCGUUCAUAUUGCUGAAUUCAGAAUAAAUGAUAUCAAAUGGAUCGCAAAUUUGAGAGAAAAAUUACGAGAGAAAGGUGCCUUUACUUGUCUGCGUGAAGAAACCCAGCCAUCCCAGACUACGAAAGAAAAAUACCAAAAACAGCUUACACUGAAAUUGUCCGAGUUGAAAGCUGUUUUAAAAAAUGAUCGGAAAAAAGGCGAAUCGAAUGAAAAAACUCAUCGUUGGACGGAUAAAAAAUUCCAAGCUGCGGUAGAAACAUUGGUUCUGGAUAUCUUGUCAAUUUUAGGCGAAUCCGAUAAACUUCUGGAAGAAAACUUGCUCUUCUUGGAUGGAAAUAGUCCACUGCUGGUUGGAAAAUGCCUACGUAAUCAUUUAGCCCAUGGUAAUACCUUACUCGAUAUAUUAUUGUCUGAUCCAUCUACAGCAAUAAUCCUAAAUGCCGAAAAACUCGUUUCUGAAAAUAUUGCCAAAAUUAACCGAAAGAUUGGCAAAUUAGUCAAAGAUGAUCCUACCAAUUUGAGGGCUAAAUUCGAUCAAGAUCUCGUCACCGUUAUAAAUCAAUGUAAAAUGUUAAAUGCAUUAGAACAAGGUGAUUUUGAAGAACUGAAGAAUUGUAUCGCCAAAGGAGCUGAUAUUCGUGCUAAAAGUAUCAAUUCGUGGUCCGCGUUGCAUUUCGCUUCUCAUGGACCUAGUCUCGAAAUUGUGAAAUUUAUUCUCGAUCAGAAUUUAGACGUCCAUGUGAAAGAUGCAGAUGGCCAAAAUCCACUCCAUAUUGCUGCUGCUAAUGGAAGAAAAAAUAUCGUCGAAUUUUUCAUCACGAAAGCGGGCCUUUCUGCUAACUCUCCUGAUAAUUUCCGAAGAACACCCCUACAUUUUGCUGCUAAAAAUGGUCACAAUGAUGUCGUCAAAGUACUGCUGCAAAAUAAUGGCGAUACCAGUAAUGUGACUGAUUUACUGGGUUAUGCUCCGGUGCAUUAUGCUGUGCAACGUAAUCACGUUGAAAUUGCUAAAAUUCUGCUCGAGAAGGUCAAGAAUGUCGACUACGAGGCUUCUGCUGGCUUUACACCUCUACACAUUGCUGCAGAAUGGGGUAGACUAGAGAUGGUCAACUUUUUGCUCAGUUGUGGGGCAAAUGUUGUUGCAAAACAUGAUAAAGGAGCUACACCAUUGCACCCAGCUGCUCUGAAUGGUCAUUUCGAAGUCGUGAAAGCUCUAAUUUCGAAAGGAGCUGAUAUCAAUGCUAGAGCUUUAGAUGAUGGUACUCCUUUACUCCAUGCAGUGGAAACUGGUCGGCAAGAAAUAGUCAAUUUUCUAUUGAAGUGUGGAGCUGACCCAAAUAUAGCUUUAAAACUUCAUUGUGACACCCCUUUGCAUUAUGCUACCAGAGAUGGACACGAAGAAAUCGUUGAAGCUUUACUUUCUCACAAAGCUGAUCCGAAUCUUGUCACUGUUGAUCGUAUAUCUCCAUUGCAUAUUGCAGUCCAGAUUGGCAAUUUGAAAAUGGUAACCCAGCUUCUGAAACAUGGGGCAGAUGUUCGUGCUAAAACUAUCAAUUUCUUGACUCCAUUGCACUGUGCAGCUGAAUGUGGCCGAGAAGAAAUCGCUCAACUUCUCAUACAAAAUGGGGCAGAAAUCGAUUCUAAAGCUGAUGAUAAUUCAACACCCCUGCACUUAGCUGCUCUUAAUGGACACAAAGAUGUGGCUGCUCUUUUGAUGAAAAAUAAAGCCAGAGUUGAUAUCGAAAACGAGCUGGGUCUGCCACCAUUAUUUUUGGCUGCUAGAAAUGGCCAUGUUGACAUCUGUGAGCUCCUAAUCGCCCAAAAUAAAUCUAUCGUUGAUUUCAGGAAUUCAAUUGGUAUGACUUCUUUACAUGUAGCAGCUCUUGGUGGUCAUGUAAAUGUUAUCGAAUUUCUCAUUAAAAAUGGAGCUUAUGUGAACACCAGAGAUAACAUUGGCUGUACACCUUUACAUUCGGCUAUUCUACGCAAUAACAAAAAUGUGGUCGAAUUUCUGAUUGAAAAUAAUGCGAUGGUUGAUGCAGCACAAAGUUCUGAACAUUCGUCAUCGUUUUCACCUCUGUUCUUAGCUGUUCAAGCAGGUCUCGAAGAUAUUGUUGAGAUUUUAGUUGCAAAAAAUCCUGAUGAUGUUGAUAAAACCUGUGGCAAAACUCCUUUGAUGUGUGCAAUAGAACAUGAUUAUAAAAAAAUUGUUGAAAUUUUAAUAGCGAAUGGAGCCAAUGUCAACGGAGAGAACGGUGAACCUGUGCUCAUGGCGGUAGCUAAAAAUCGUACCGAUAUAGUGAAAAUUUUACUCCGAAAUAAAGCUAAUAUUGGUUUCAAAAGUGAUGAAGGCUAUUCGUUGUUACAUUUUGCUGCUACAAUGGGUCAUAAGGAUAUUGCUAAAGUUCUGAUAGAGAACGGAAUCGAUGUAAAUGGCACAACUUCCCUUGAUGUAACACCAUUGUACCUUGCAUCGAGUCAAGGUCACGAAGAAAUAGCAGAAAUUUUGAUUAGAAACAAAGCUGAUGUCAAUAUCGCUAAUUAUGAUGGUACUUCAUUGCAUACUGCUGCUGUAGGUGGCCAUGCGAAUAUUGUCAAACUUCUAUUGCGAAAUGGAGCAAAAAUGUUAAAAGAUGGUAAAAACAGAUUACCUUUGGAUCUGGCAGUUGCAUAUAGCCACUUGGACGUAGUUAAAAUCUUGCUACAGCAUAAAUCAGUGAAUAUGAACGCCAAAGUUGAUUCUUCUGAUUGGACAUUACUUCAUAUUGCUUCGCAAGAAGGUAACCUAGAAAUGGUAAAAUAUCUCGUGAGCAAUGGAUGCAACAUUCAUGCCAAAAAUAGCGCCGGUUCGAAACCAAUUCACAUCGCAGCUAGAGAAGGUUGCAAAAACAUUGUCCAGUUCUUUUUGAGUAAAGGAUUAAAAGUUGAUGAAUCUGGUGCGAAGAAUCAAACAUUACUACACUAUGCUGUAACGAAAAAUACAUUGGAAGUUGUUGAAUUAUUGAUAUCCAAAGGUGCUGACGUCAAUGUUAAAGAUAAUGUAGGUUCAACCCCGCUUCAUGUUGCCGCACUGAAUGGUUCUGAAGACGUCAUCAGAGUUCUUUUGGAAAAUGGAGCCGUUUACAACCCCAUUGACAAUGAACGUUUGACACCAUUGGAUCUAAUGAAUGAAGACAGUGGUAUAGUUGACAUCAGUACAAGAGAACUGAUACAAACUGCAACAAGUGAAGAUAUUGUGAAGCUAUUCAUUUCUACCGAAAACUUAUUCGAGGCCGUUAAAGAGGAAAAUCCUUCAGCUGUCAAAAGUGCCAUCGAAUCGGGAGCUUUCAUCAACGCCAAAAAUGCUGUCACUGAAACGACUCCAUUACAUUAUGCUGCUUGGAAAGGCUGCGUCCAAGUUGUUGACAUUCUGUUGGAAAAUAAAGCCAAUCCCAAUAUGGUUUGUAGUAAGAAAUAUACUCCUUUGCACUACGCUGCCAAGUUCUCAAAAUUCGAAUGUGUGAAAGCCCUGAUGUGUCACGGUGCAAUUUACAAUCCAGUUCCUGAUAAUGGUAAAACACCAUUGGAUUACGCUACCGAUAAAGAUGUAAUUAAUUUACUGAAAUUAACCGACGAAUGCUUUAAAUUGGUUAGAACCAGCAACACUCGAGUUAUCAAUAUUCUCGAGAAAAUGAAAGACAGCGAUACACUGAAAUCGAUCAUGAAUGCUUGUAACAAGGACAAGAAAACUCUGAUAGCUGCUGCUCCUCAGAAUAAUUCUGCAUUCGUCAACAGCUUAAUGAAAGUUGCAGAUGGUACUGCAUCUGAUCAGACUAAUGAAGCUAUCACCCUCGUGAGUCAAGGACGUUUCCAACCUGCCUUAAAUAUUCUCAACAAAUUAUUCAACAAGAGAAAACGAUUACUUGGACCCGAUAAUCUGGCCACUUUGAGUAUUCAGAAGCUGAUGGCGAAAGCAUUUUACAAACAAGGAAAUCACCAAACAGCUUUAGAGAUGCUGGAAAAUGUUUUUCUGAAACAGAAAGAAAUGCUCGGUUUAAAAAACAAAGACACUUUGGAAACAAGAAGUUACAUCGCUUUGAUAUUUUACAGACAGGGAAAAAAUAACGAAGCUUUGGAUAUUUUCCAAGAUGUUUACCCCAAACAAAAAGAACUUCUGGGGUCGAAUCAUCACGAAACGGUGGAUACGCAGUUCCAUAUGGCUCUAGUGCUGGAAAGUCUGGGUAAACACGCCGAAGCCUUACGCAUCAAUAAAGAAGUCUUUGAAAAAAGGAAAAAUCAGUUUGGCAUUAAUCAUAUAUCCACAGUGUUGGCUCAAAAUAAUAUCGCCUUGGUACUCGUCAGUUUGGGCGAAUACGAAGAGUCAUUGAAACUUUUCAACGAUGUUCUUGAAAAGAAAAAAUCCAUGUUGGGUAUUGGUCAUGCUGACACCUUAAGAACGUUGAACAGCAUUGGUGGAGUAUAUGUAAACCAGAAUAAACUCCCAGAAGCUGUGAAAACUUUUCAAGAAGUUCUGAGUAUUCAGAAAAAAACGUUGAUACAAAAUCAUCCAGAAAUUUUGAACACUCAAUGUUACUUGGCAAAUGCUCUAUUCGCUCAGGGUAAAUUCAUAUCAGCGUAUAAAAACUUCAAAGAAUGCUACGAUCAGAGGAAAGCAGUUUUUGGGUCAAAUCACCCCAGUGUUCUCGAUAUCGAUAAAAAGAUCGAAAUUAUCGUGCUGAAAUUCAAGUUGGAAGGCCGAAGCGAAUCUGAGAUUAUUCAGAGUCUUCAGACAGACAUCAAGAUCGCUGUUGGCAAAGGUGAUGUUUCCACUGUUAAAUUACUGCUGGAAGGUGGAGUCGAUGUGAACGAAUCAGAUAUCGAUGGUAGAACUCCUCUGCAUUAUGCUGUGAAUAAUGAACGUCUCGAUAUUGUCAACAUUUUACUCGAUAAUGGCGCAAGUCUCACUCACGCUACGAAUAAAGGUAAUACGCCUUUGCAUACUGCAACCUCAAAACGUAGUACCGAAAUCAUCAACGUAUUGCUGCAACGUGUCAGUCGUGACAAAUUAAACGAUUUCGUCAACGCUAAAACUACAUCUGCUGGUACCACAUCUCUUCACGUUGCUGCCAAAAAUGGUUCCUUGGAGAUUCUGAAAUCCUUGCUGAAUCAUGGUGCAAUGUACAACGUCGGCAACAAAGAAGGUAAAACUCCAAUCGACCUUUCUACGAAUCAAAAAAUCACCAACUUGCUUAAAUUAAUCGACGAUUUAUUUGUUGGCGUCAAAGAAGGUAGUGUUGAAGCUACAAAUACGAGAUUGAAAGCUAUGACGUCUGAAGAGUUUUCUGCUGCGACGAAUGCUCGCAAUUCUGAAGGUACUAAAUUAUUGCAAUUUGCUGCAGCGAAUAACCAGAAGAAAAUCGCCAACGUGUUGUUGGAGACGAUGAAAAAGAUCAAUCAGAAUUAAUUGGGUAGGUCUCGAUUGCUUAUUCAAAAUAUUAUUAGAAAGGUUAAAAAAAAAAAAAAAAUUAUAUCUAUCGUAGUUGUUAGGAAAUGGUUUUCUGCUCGAUUUCGAUUCUGAAAUUUGUUGGAAUAUAAUCUGAAAUAAAAAACGAAUUGGUUUUUCAAGUACAUAGAUGGGUAUCUUAAAAACUGAAGGGGAGAUUAGGAGAAAAAAUCAAUACAAAAUUCACUCGAACCCAGUUUUUUUUUCUUCAAAUUU